UUGGAAUCACACUCUCAAUCUGGAGUUUUAAUCAAAGAGUUUGUUGAAACAUGAGAACUUCAUGAUCAAACUGCCAUACAAAGCACCAUCCAAUAAAAAGCCGCCACGACAUCUAAAAAUAUUUCUUCAAUCUUCAAUUUAGUGAUAUUUCAAACCAAAACUUGUUGCAGAUUCUAAUGAUUUCUCAUAUCAUCAUAACAGGAAAUCAGAAUCCAGCAAAGAAGGGGUGAGGCUGAGAAGAAUAAGGUGGCUUCAAUCAGCAAGAAGAUGAGAGGAAAAUCAGUUCCAUUGAAGGUUAUCAUUGGCCUUUGCAUAGCAUGCUUCCUUGCAGGCUCCCUUUUCACUACAAGAACACAAUCUUCCGACGACGGCCCCCAACAUCUAGUAGACCUCGACGAAUGUGAUCAUCACACGCAACGGAAACUAGGGGAGAAAAGCAUGACAGGGGAAGUGGCUGCGAACGGGAACGGGAGCAGAGCAUUCGUGGUGAUAGGGAUAAACACGGCCUUCAGCAGCAAGCGGAGGAGGGAGUCGGUGAGGGAGACGUGGAUGCUGAAAGGGGAGCAGCUGAGGAAGGCGGAGAGGGAGAAGGGAGUGGUGAUAAGGUUCGUGAUAGGCCACAGCGCGACGCGGGGAGGGAUCCUGGACCGGGGGAUUGAUGCAGAGGAAGCCGAGUACGGAGACUUCCUCCGCCUCAAUCACGUGGAGGGCUACCACCAGCUGUCUACCAAGACGCGCUUGUUUUUCUCCACGGCCGUUGCCAAGUGGGACGCUGAGUUCUACGUCAAGGUGGACGACGACGUGCACCUCAAUCUCGGGAUGCUCGUCACCACCCUGGCUAGCCAUAGGUCGAAGCCCCGGACCUAUAUUGGAUGCAUGAAGUCCGGCCCGGUCCUUUCUCAAAAAGGAGUGAAAUAUCACGAGCCGGAAUACUGGAAAUUCGGGGAAGAAGGGAAUAAGUAUUUCCGGCAUGCUACCGGACAAAUCUACGCGAUCUCUAAGGACCUUGCGCAUUAUAUUUCGAUCAAUUCAGGGAUAUUGCAUCGGUUCGCGAACGAGGAUGUAUCGCUCGGAGCGUGGCUGAUCGGAUUGGAAGUGCAGCAUGUGGACGAUCACUCUAUGUGCUGCGGAACCCCUCCCGAUUGCGAGUUCAAAACUCACGCGGGGAGCGUGUGCGUGGCGUCAUUUGAUUGGCAGUGCAGUGGGAUAUGCAAAUCAGUAGAGAGAAUGAAGAAGGUGCAUAGUGCGUGUGGAGAAGGUGAUGCCGCUAUUUGGAGCCUUCAUCUCUCCAAUUAAACACACCAUUAUUUUACCAUUUUCCAUUUCAUUAUUCAUCAAUAAAUUAGUUAAAUCUCUCUACUUUCUCCUACUUUCUUUAUUUCCCAUUUCUAUUUUUGUUCUACAAAUUAAUUACUAC
This is a messenger RNA of Salvia hispanica, 1417 nucleotides long. Its product is annotated as putative beta-1,3-galactosyltransferase 8. Lineage: Eukaryota; Viridiplantae; Streptophyta; Magnoliopsida; Lamiales; Lamiaceae. Gene Ontology annotation, cellular component: Golgi membrane. The record is from RefSeq and is a predicted model, not a curated record. Gene Ontology annotation, molecular function: galactosyltransferase activity.